ACUUGUUUUUAAUCUAGAAAAGAGGGUGAAAACAGCAGGAAAGGAGAGAAGAUAGCUGGGAACUUGAGCUGGUGACAGCUGUUUUGUCCCUUCUCUCCUCACCCCUCUUUCAUUCUCUCUCCCUCUUUCUGUCUCUUUCUACAGAGUCAUGGCUGCGUACCCAAAGCGUUUGUAUAAACAUAUAUACAACCGUCCACAAAAUGAUGCCUAUUUACGUGGCCUUAAAUCUGUUAUCAUAAUGAAAAGAUGUGAUUAGAGAUGCUGCCUGUCCCCUUUUUUUUUUCUCCUCCGAUAAUAUAUGGCUUUUCAAAUCACAUCUUUCUCUUCCUGUGACGUCUCACUCACCACAUCCUGGUUUUGACUUCACAAGACGCCGACAUAUCUGCAGUUUAACGGUUUUCCUGUCAAAUUUCAGUUCACACACAUAUGCUCACAUAUGCUCUUGCGGCAUAUAUUUUCUCACAACGCCAGCUCAAAGUGCAACCACACUGUACGUUAAAUAAUUAUAUACCAUCAUGGUAGGCUACUGUCCAAUCUGUGGGAAGCCCGUCUACUUUGGUGAGAAGAAGAGGUCCUUAGGGAGGGACUACCACCCUCUUUGUCUCAAGUGCCAAAAGUGCAACAGACAACUCACAGCUGGACAACAUGCUGAGUAUGAUGAGAAGCCAUACUGCUCACACUGCUACCUGAAGAUGUUUGGGCCAAGAGGUAACAGGUGACUGGUGUCGCCGUGGCACAGUGCAGCUCCUUCACAGAAGACACCAGACUGAGCCAACAUGGACCAGCGCUGACAUACAAAAGACACACAGGGCCUGUUUACUGGCCGAAAAAUUAGUAAAUUUAUAAAUAAAUAUGGAUGAUACAGAGAUAUUUAACAGUCCAUCCACUUCAGUCAUUUACACUUCCACAAAAUUAAUUAUUUGUAAAUGUGUGAUGACCACUUGAUGCCACGUGUGUGUGAUUGUUCACUUUUAUAAUGUAAUUGAAUUUUGUAUAUUGUAAGUCAGUAUUAAUAAAUGCAUUUUUUUAAACAU
Epinephelus moara (kelp grouper) is the source of this 1034-nucleotide messenger RNA. RefSeq lists its product as uncharacterized. The record is from RefSeq and is a predicted model, not a curated record. The transcript is spliced from 4 exons. The coding region runs from base 516 to 719 and encodes 67 amino acids. Gene Ontology annotation, molecular function: zinc ion binding. Gene Ontology annotation, biological process: regulation of gene expression; intrinsic apoptotic signaling pathway in response to DNA damage. Lineage: Eukaryota; Metazoa; Chordata; Actinopteri; Perciformes; Serranidae.